This is a messenger RNA of Penicillium pulvis, 423 nucleotides long. RefSeq lists its product as uncharacterized. The record is from RefSeq and is a predicted model, not a curated record. The transcript is spliced from 2 exons. Lineage: Eukaryota; Fungi; Ascomycota; Eurotiomycetes; Eurotiales; Aspergillaceae. Bases 1 to 423 code for a protein of 140 amino acids.
AUGUCAAAUUUUUUCACUCGCGCCACUCUUCGGAUCACUCACAGCCUCUUCAUACUUGUUGUUAUGCGUCGACUUGUUGAAGAGCAAAUUUGGAUUGGAAUUAGUCAUAUCGGCACACUUGACUUCAACGUUUAUUCCUACCCCCAAAAUGAGGCUUUCAAAUUGCAGGCUAUUAGAAAUAGCUUCAAAUUAGUUCUCAAGGGACGUACGAUCCAAAGCGAGUUACUACAAAGCUUAAUAUACGACUUUACACACCUGAACCCCUCCCCAUCCCCUUUCACUCUAGCCGAAGUGAAUGGGAGCCAAAAUCGCAUUUCAAUUAUAUUCAUUACAAAAGCAAUCUUCUCAGAUCAAAGCUCUAUUAAAGCGAGGCUCGCGUGGCCCACAAACAAAGUCCGCAAAACAUGUGAAAACACCAUGUGA